CCGGAUGUCGAUACGUAGUGACAAGAUGGCGAAGCUUUGACAGGAGUGCUGCUGAAGCAGUGAGAGCAUCAGCAGCAGCAGGAGAACUACCUGGGCCCGCAAAAGGUUGAGGAGCAACGGGCUUCCAGGAUGUUCGCCAAGAAGAAGAAGAAGCCGAUAAUCUCGGCGCCGAGCAACUUCGAACAUCGAGUGCACACUGGCUUUGACCGGCGGGAGGGCCGCUUUGUCGGACUGCCACCGCAAUGGGCCAGCCUCAUUGGUGCGGGCCAAGACCGGCCCAAGCCAAUUAUCGACCCUUCGAACAUAACCCCCACCGAAAUACUGGACAUGAAGCUGCACACUAUCGUGAGAGGUGGCACUCCUGGCAGCACAAGUCCCGUGGGCAGAGGUCCAUCGCGCCCAGGCGGGCCCGUUUCGGUGACGCGUUCCAACUCUCUCCGCAAGGAGAGCCCUCCCAUGAUCCAUCGAGACAUGAGCCGGCUUCCGCCACCUGUUCCAGAACACGACACGUUCCCAGAAAGCAGCCCAGCGUCUCAGGGCCACACACUGCCUCCAUAUGCACACUACCAAGGGCAGCAGCCACUUCGGGGCCAGCACCCACAGGCUCAGCAUCCGAUGGGAGGGGGGCGCCUCCCACCCGACCACCUCCAGGGCCACCCUAAUGCGUAUGCCCCGGGCUACAUGCACCCGCAGCAGGGUCAUCCACAGGAUCACCCUCAGCAGGACACGCAUGGCCAGGGCAUGCACAGGCCGGGUGACUCGCAGGAGGCGCCCGACAGCCCAUCGUUACCCACCCACGCCCAGGGCUACCCGCCACAGACUGCACAGCACACAGCACAGGGGCGUCAACAGCCUGGCAAUGUUACACCUCAGCCACCUCACGGUGUUCCAUCACACAAUGGCAGCUACUAUUCUGAACAGGAACAGCCACCGCACAAUGGGCAACAGUCGCAUCCAGGCCACUAUGGAAGCCGGGACCACUUGCCCACCUCACACACUUUGCCAUCACAUCCGCACCACGCUCCACUGCCGCACCUUCCACCGCACAUGCAUCCCCCACCUCAUGCCGGACAGCAACAUCAACAGCAGCAGCAACCACAGCAACACUUACGACAGGCAUCGCCUCACCGAGAGAGCUGGGGUUCGGGCCAGGACCGCUACGAUGCCAGUGACUGGGAGUCCUCUGGGUACGGCGCUGCGGUGCCUCCUCCGCACACCCGGCCUGUCUCUGGCCCUGGAUCACAGACGCACCACGGAGGUGCCCCUCCUCCGCCAGCGGCAGGUCACCCUCCUUCAUCCAUGCAUCACCCUCCGGCUCAACAGCAGCACCAGGCACUUCCUCAACACCCUGCCGCUGGCAUGCACCAUCCCCCUCCACAUGUGAACCAGCAGCACCCGAGGGGUCCUUCGCCCAUGCACUCCGCACACGGGGGUGGCAUUCCACCGUCCCACCAGCCCCCGGCACCACACAUUCCAAAUGGGAAGGUCCCACCCACACUCAACGGUGGACACCGGAUGUCUCCUUCUGGAAUGGCGUCUCAGUAUGCUGUGAAUGAGCAUCCUGGUGGCUACUCCAACCCCCCGUACCAGCAUCCGGCCUCCCAGCUGCCUCCCUCCCAACUGCAGCAGCAGCAGCAGCAGAGGGUCUCUCCACAGAACAUGAACUAUGGCCCACAGGCUGGUCACCUGCCGCCGGACGGCUACCGUCCCGGGCCUCAGAGCGGUCCCCACCAGUACGGACCGCCCAAGUCUCACCCGGGUCACAGCCAUUCGCCUGGGCCAGGGCCCAUUGCCAAGGAAUUGCCAGCCACCCCGCCAAAGCCCAAAGUGCCAAAUGACCUCCACCAUCACCAUCAUCAUUACCAGCCUACGGGACCCCAACAGCCACCAGUGCAGCAGCAGCCACCUGCUGGAGGACAGACCAUGGUGGAUGGUGGUCGGGAUGGAAUGGGCAAAGGUCAAGCAGCAAUGGACCAUGCACCACCACCAGUGGCAGGCAAGCCCCAGUCAAACCAUCCACCAGAGCACCAAAGGCUGUCGCACGAGCAGUUCCGAGCAGCGCUGCAGAUGGUGGUGAGUUCAGGUGAUCCCCGGGAUAACUUGGACAACUUUGUGAAGAUUGGUGAAGGCUCGACCGGCAUCGUGUGCAUAGCUACCGAGAAGCCCAGCGGCCGCCAAGUUGCUGUCAAGAAGAUGGACCUUCGCAAGCAGCAGCGCCGGGAGCUUCUGUUUAACGAGGUGGUGAUCAUGCGGGACUACCAUCACCCAAACAUAGUUGAGAUGUACGACAGCUUCCUGGUGGGCGACGAGCUAUGGGUCGUCAUGGAGUUCCUCGAAGGUGGAGCCCUCACCGACAUUGUCACACAUGCCAGAAUGGAUGAAGAGCAGAUUGCAACAGUCUGCAAACAGUGCCUGAAGGCCUUGGCAUUCCUCCACUCCCAAGGCGUCAUUCACAGAGACAUCAAGUCGGACUCCAUACUGCUGGCCAGCGAUGGCAGGGUCAAGCUGUCAGACUUCGGCUUCUGUGCGCAAGUGUCCGUGGAACUUCCCAAGCGCAAGUCUCUUGUGGGUACACCAUACUGGAUGGCGCCAGAGGUGAUCUCGCGGCUCCCAUACGGUCCUGAGGUAGACAUCUGGUCCCUGGGGAUCAUGUGCAUCGAGAUGGUGGAUGGUGAGCCACCAUUCUUCAAUGAGCCGCCGCUGCAGGCCAUGCGGCGCAUCCGCGACAUGCCGCCACCAAAGCUCAAGAACACGCACAAGGUGUCCCCCCGGCUGCAGGGCUUCCUGGAGAAAAUGCUGGUGCGGGACCCGGCACAGCGGGCCACGGCCUUUGAGCUGCUGCAGCACCCGUUCUUGAGGCAGGCGGGUCCUCCAAGCCUCCUUGUGCCACUAAUGCGCAGCUUCAGGCACAGCCCCUGCUGAUGAUGCCAGUGCAAGGCGAGCCUAGGUUGAGCCGUGGCCGUCAGCACAUACAGCGCAGGGGCCGUGUUUGAGUUGGCGCUUAUUUCAUGUUGAAAACAGUUUCACAUGCAUUCCCAUAGUUCUCUAUGUUUUCCGUAUCAUCUGCACUUAACUUGCAUAUUCCAUAUUGAUUCCACUUCAUUUCUGUAAAGUGAGUGCAAUGCGUAAACCAAGGAGUUAUUGCCAUAUAGCUCAUAUGGAAAUCAUAUGGAUUCUUCAUUGAUUUUGCAUUUUUGUGAAUGAUAAUGUGAAGUCUGUGUCAAUUGUGCAUCAUUUCUAUUAAAAAAAAGGCAGGAUGUAGAAAAUAUAGAGAAUUAUUGCACUAUAAGUGAUAGGAAAGUUACGUGCGUGCUGUAUGCAUUUCUCAGGUUUUGCAAGAAAAAGAGUAUGAUCCGGAAGACAUAAGGAAGUAUUGAAAUGCUUAUGAAAUGAGUCACUAAGCUCCCGUGUUCCACGUUAUCACGUGCUGAAUUAGCACAGCUGUCUGACAUUUCUGGGGAUUGAGAGUGGCUCUAUUUUUCACCUUCCUUACUCUUAUAACAAAGGCAGUCUUCCGGUAGAGAGGCAAGGUGCCGCCGUGGCAGCAGUUUUGCUGUUGCAAACAUGUGGUGCUUCAUCUGCAUACAUGAAAGUAUAAGACGAAAUCAGGUGGUCAUACGAGAGCCAAAGGCUCGGGUAAAUUUAUGUAUUCAUUUAUGGGACAAGGCAAGGGGUCCCUGUGAUUGUUCUGAAAGCAGUGCUUUUGCUCAUGAUUGCCCUGAUCUGUGGAGGAAUUGCGAAGACCCAUUGUCAGUUACAUUGUAAAGAGUGCUGCAGCAGAUGCACCUCACAUUGGAGGGUCAUGUCACAUGAUCUCAAGGUCAAGGUGGUGGACAGUGUGUGGUGGAUGAGAGUGGCUAUGUGGACUUGGUAGUUGAUCCUCACAAGUUAUUGCUGCAUGCAUACAAGGACACAGGCACAGAAAUUAAUAUCGGCAUCUAAUGUUUUCAUGGUGUGGAAUCUUGGAAAAAGCUGAAUAUUUCCACAGCCUCGGUAUUAGGCUUUCUCAUCUUUUUCCUACUCUGUAACUGUGAGAGAAAUAAUUCAUUUAAUCACUACUAUUAUUUUUAAACAUGGUGUUGUGUAGUUUUGCUGUCUGCAGGCACAAAUUGUCAGGAAAUAUUACUUUUUGUGGAAGCCACAACCUGUAAACUUUCGAUACCUACCAAAAUGGGACAACACAUGGUACUAUGUGUUCUCUCAACGUUAUGCGUCCAUGUCUUUGUUGCUUGGGCUGCAACAAUUUUACGAGUAUGGUGGGCUGUUGUGCAUGUGGGCAUGACAACAAAGAGCUUCAAGUGUGUUUGGAACAAUGAAAAAGGGGUUAAAGCCACGGAGAUUUGGCAGUGGCUGGGUUUGAUGAUAGGUAACUGCGUUUGUGGCGAGCACCCUCAAAAGCUUUUUGUUGGACAAGAUUCGCAAGGAGAUGCCCUUUAAUGCCAGACGCAAUUCCACGCAUUUCGUGAAAAGUGUGAACUCUUUAGGAAUAUGGGGAGUGUAUCGCACUAAAUUGAGAACAUUGCACUUGAUGAUGCAAGGUAUUGCUUUCUCCACCCACUUGUAAUUUUGGGUUUGCAUCGGUAUGUACAUUGCACUCCUUUCAAACAAUUGCAGGGAACCGCUACUUGGCUGUAGUUUGUUUUGUUGCAAGUGCAUUGUUGCUGAAAUACUCGCACAGUUCUACCCACAGAUUUAUUUUGUUUGAAAGUUCUCUCCAUUCCGCAGAACAGUAUGUUGACAUGCGGUUGAAAUGGCAACGGAAGUCGCAAAGGUGCUAGUGGCUGAAGCGAGUCGUCAGUGGUGUCAACACUGCCCGAGAUUUUUCUGGUAGAGAAACCACACAGCCAGGGUCCAUUACAAUCGCGCUUUUGCAAAGAGUUGCGGUAGUUCGCGAAGUACUAAUCAUCUCUCUAGAAAUCCAUCAAAUUUUCUUAGCCAGUUAUUAUUACUGUUAAAUGAUACCAGGAACCAUGACGUUACCAUUUUACGGUUCCACUUCCAAUAGUAGUUGAGAGUUUUAGUAGCCAGCUGGUGUAGACAGACCAUUGUGUGAGCUUUUGUGUAACGUGCACAAUUUUUCUCAUUUUUCAUAAUUGUUGUGUAACGUCCCUUAGAAAGUUUCGGAGGUGCUGCCGCCUAUUUGAUUUCAUGCUGUGGCUAAUCAGUGCAGUUUUUAGACACGAGUUGCUAGGUGGCUGAAGUGUUUGGGCUCGUAAUAGUACCUGUUCCUAACAAGCUUCAGCAUUUUUUAACUAUAGUUUUGCUUUUAAUGCAGAUAGUAAGUUUUUUUAGUGGCUCUCAUUUCAAUAUAUUAUGGGAAAAUCAGCCUUUAUAAUUGACGUCAGUAAAAAAAAUUUUGGUUGGUUACGCUCAUGGUAAUCCUUCAAGGGCUGCCUCAAGGAAAGCUGUAACGUGUUCAUUUGAGAAACAGGUUUGCAAUCUUUGCAAGCGUUUAUUAUUUUAUCUUUGUGUGCUCUCAUAGAACUUUCCUGUAGUGUUUUGUAGUUUUCUCAUUUUACGAGGCCAUGUGGCUGCAGUUAUUUAAACGAGUACUUGCAAGAACAACAGUGUAGUGAUAGUUGAUUGUAGUUUGGUUUCUAGUAAUAUUGUUAGUGGUAGCUAGAAGUUAAACGAGAUGAUAGCAUUUUCAUGCUGGUGGUCACUUCAGCCCCCCCCCCCCCCCCUCUUUUAUGAGCUGCCCUUUCUUUACUACUGUAGACUUGCUCAGGUUAACACCAAUCACAUAUGACGAACUUCAUAAGCAGCAGAUAUGUAAACAUUAACUUAUCAACCAUUUUAAGGAAACAUGUCUUAGCUUGUGUAAAUAUGGUAGUUUGCAUGGGAAAAGGGGUGCCAGAGACAAAAAUAAAGUAAAGAUAUAUGGUUAUGAUCAUUUUUUGAAACAAUUGAUGUGUCACUGUUUUGCAAAAAAAGAGCAUUUGUGAGAAAAGCUAUGACUUACAUGUGAGAGAGACCACUUCGGAAUUGUGAAUUGUGUAUAUGGAUCCUGCUUGUGUGUGUUCUAGCAAUAAUACAUCAAAUGUUGUAAGCCAUCGAUAAGGAAUGGCCUGUUCGUUGGAUUCGAAAUGAAAGUAAAUGUAGUGCGGCCACAUUUCUCUGGCUGUUCUACAGAUUCAUUUUAGAUGCUGCUCUCGAUGGCACUCCAGGCAGUUUUACUUGGGCAAGACACAUUUAGAAUUUCUUCAUAUUAUUUGAACUCGAAUCAUCUUAUUUGUAAUCUAAAAUCUGUAGCUGUACUUCAUCUCAACAAAUAUGUGCAAUGCAGCGAAAGUCACAUCAGCAACCAAAACAGAGAACCCCAAAAAGUUCUACUCUAUUUUCCAUUACUGAUCGCCCUCUGCAAGACACAGACUGAACAGACGCUUCACAGAACAAUUAGUAGCACACAGUGGGCAAGCCCCUCCUCUCUUUGCUGUAAAAUGCAGCCAGCUCUCCGUGCUGCAAAGCUUGAAAUUGGGCUAGUUGGUGAAAUUCCAUCUUUUCUUGGGUUAGCAUUGGGAAACAACUUGAACAAGGACGAACACAAAUCUACGAGACUCAACACAUGAAGUGUACAUAUGAUUUGCACUUCACAUGUUUAGUCUCGUACAUUUCUGUUCAUCUCUUUUCAAGUUGUUUCCCGAUGCCUAGCGCAAGAAGAGAUGGAAUCUCAUUACUGAUUGGACUGAUGAUGCAAACCCUAGUCUUUGCUGCACUGUGCAUAUUUGGUGAGGGGGAGUGUUGUUUCAUGAUCAAUCACAGCGACAACUUGCAUGUAAUGAUGGCAAUUUCAUGAGGUGUGUGUUGGUUUGUUGUGGGCUGUCAGUGCUUUGUUGUGAUUUUUACUGGGCAACCAUCCGUGGUGCCCUAGAGACUAUAGAGCAGCAGUUUUACCAUUAAGAUUCCAAACACUGGGUAGAAACCCUGCAUUGCACUGUCAGCUUCCAAGGCGUUUGGCAGACUAUACAGAUACUACAGUCGACGUCCGAUUUCCCGGACCCUCAAGGGACCGCGAAAACGUCCGGAAAAUCGGGCAGUCCGGAAAAACGAAUGCACGUGAAAACGCACCUUUUUGGUAGGUAUUUUUCGCUGACGGAGAGGGUCACGGCCGGAGUACAAGAUUCUCAUUGCUAUUCAGCCAAUGCAUCGUUUAGGUGGCUCUGAAAAGAGCCGUCUAAAAAAAAAGGAAAAAAGAAAUACAACGUGGCUGGCGCUACCUCAUAGGUCAGCACUUGGGCGCAAAGAAGUCGCUUAUUUUCUUUUGCACGGUCCGCUUGCCCGCGAUCAUGUCUGGCUCAAUUUCAGUCAACGUCAUGUUGCCGCUGUACACCGAUGACAGUGUCAUCAGUGCUCGCGUCAACUCCGAGCUCGUUGGCUGUGUAGGAGCUGGCUCUUCGUUCUCGGUGUCGGAGUCGUCGGAAUCCUCCGUAACUUGACGAAUGAUUUCGUCAUCGGUCAACUCCGCACAUAGCUCGAGGUCUUUGUCAAUGUCGGCAAAGCCCUCAAAGGUUAUCCCGGCUGGAAUCGACACGCCGGCAGCGCGCAGAUCGUCGAAGGCAACGUCCGCGGAUGGCAGUUCGUCAGUUCGUCCACGGAGGGCAGUUCGCGGAUGGCAGUUCGUUCGAAGGAGCGGACGAAGACGAAGGAGCAGUCAGUGCCAUCGCUGUAAACGGCGAAUCCGCUCGACGAAAAGCGCAGCACGAAACAGCUAGGAACUCGAUGGAUGCUGAAGGUCGGGAAACGUGAUCACUGAAGAUAGCGCGCAGCAGCAAACGAUCAACCGCAGACACGACCGCAGAGCUGGCAGAGCUGACAAAACAACACGCGAACGAACACAGUGAGGUUUGGCUUGGCUAAGCUACGGCUGGCAACGGAUUGACACGUGCGGUUUCGAGGUUACGGCAGCCGCGGCGCGGUGCGGCGGUGCUGCUGGCCACACCUGCGAUGCGAGUAUGGUGGGUUCGAGGAUAUGAAAACAGCCAAAAUGGCGGCGUCGGUGGUGACUUUCGGUCGGCGGUUAACAGUAAAAAGUCCGGGAAAUCGGAUGGCGAAAGCUAUAAGCGUCCGGAAUUUCGGACUUUUUAAUGCAUUGACUCUAUGGGGAACUUGACAGUGCCACAGAUGAGUCCGGGAAAUCAGGCAUGUCCGGAAUUUCGGGCGUCCGGGAAAUCGGACGUCGACUGUAUACGCAAUCAGGACGAAGCAUUAAUGCCAUGCAGUUUUUGCCAAAGGUUUCCAAGCUGCUCUGCGAAUGACAAAAGCACUUGAUGGCCCCUGUCUGCGUCUGUGUGCCGCACCUUGCAGUUUGAAGUUCAGGAGAGUGAGAAGCACCACCCUAACUUACUCUGAGCCUCUGGGACAACAAAAGUUCUUCAGGUUCAUUUUGUUCAUCCUGUUGAGCAUGCUGAACAAAAUGAACUUGAUUCACCCUGCUCACUUUACCAUCAUUUUGUAGUUCUAGAGAGUCCACAGACUGAGGCCCAACUGCAAAUCUGGUCACGCGCAGAGUAGCUUAGAAAAUUUUGGUAAGGACUGUAUGUGUUCAUCCAUCUGAGCAGUUUGAAUGAGGCUAGGGGGAUGCUGCCUUUAGUUGCAGUUAUCUCUGCAACUAAGUCAUGUCUUGGCACAGAACAAAAGCCAAAAAACAUUGAGAGCGCUGUCUAUCGGUACCACUUAAUGUUUUUAGUGUCUCUUUACUCUGACCAUGUGGGAUUGUUCAUGGUGGUGUGCUGGGUGUAGGGUACAGAUUCAUGUGCAUGUCAGCAAUCAAAAAAUACUGCAAUAACAUUUAGUGAAGUGAGCUUUUUGUUCCAGUAAUCACAAAUGUUUGUAUCAAUGGGUGCGUAGAAGCAUAGAGCAUUCACAUCGUAGCAUUUCGGGUAUGUAAUGGAAGAUAUGCAGUAAAUGCUUGUGCUUAUGCAAAUAACUUCAGCUUGCAAAAAUGUCAUUUAGAGUGUUUCUGGUAGUACUGGUAUUUAGCGUAUUAGCAUAUUGAUAGCGAGGUUGCUCUGUGUAAGGUGAAAAACCCUAGAUGACAGCUUCUGGCUGCUAAUACUGCUUGUAACUAACGUAGUUACUGUAGUUGCAAUAGCGAAAAACAUCUAAUUAUUCACUUUUAGCUUUAUCAAUUUGCUUGCCUCUGAAUUCACUUAAGUGCUCUACACUUGCUGUUGUUUGCAGAGCAAGAUUCCUAGCAGUCCUAUCUCAUGACCUUUUGUGUGUUGCAUUCUUUGCACGCUGCAAACGAUUGUUUGUUUUUCUGGUGCCAUAGGCUUGUAGUGUGAACUAUCAGACUUGUUCUGCUUUGCGAGGAAGAUGACCGUAGCUAAUUAAGAAGUGUCAUGCUCAAUCUAGGCAGUGAAUAUGACGAUCAGUACAAUCCUUCGCUUGGUGCACGGUGAAUCUUCACCUGACAUUAUCUAGAGUGUACCUGGCCUCGUGUGUGUGCGCACAUACGGGCAUUUUGACCAACAUCUAUGCGUACCGCGUAAUUGUUAUGUUGAGGAAGUGAUGCUGACGUUGGCGAGGAAGUGAUUCACAAAGCCUGGCAUGAGCUGCCAUUUGAGAUAAGCGUGUUGUAUUACCUGGGACUCUAGGAGCAGCUGUUGUAGUCGGUCCAGUGAGGUGUCGAGUUGUGAGUCUAGGUUGCGUCAUGGAGAACUUUUUCUUCUGCUUCUGUGUCUUCCACAGAUACCAUAUUUGCACGAAUGUAACAUGAGGAGCAAUUUUUGUGAUACAGAAAAUUAACAUGAUGUUAAGAAAAGAUUGUAGUAGGAAGUAUAUGGAUUGAAGAUGGAAUAGAACUACACAUGGAAUUAUAAUGUGUAAUGCAACCUUAAAUGUCAGCUUCUCAUGGAACAAUUCAGCAUAGCCAAUUAAUGAGUGAUUCUCUUCAACACCACCCAUUUGGGACCACCUGCUUGUUAGGGGCUAGCAUGUGCUAAUGAGCCGUGCACAUUGCAGUGAUGGGUUGCCCGUUGUGCUGUAAUUUUCAAACAGGAGUAUAGGGCCGUGUUGCAGCCCAGGUAGUGCUGGAAACAGGGUCCACAUUGUCUGAUAAUGAACCACUAUUUCCCAACAUAGAGCCAGUAGUGCCCAAUAUAGGGCCAAUUUGGCCCAAUGUUUGACAUACAGUGGCACUGCUCCCUGUGCUUGGGCUGUUGUAGCUGCAUUUGCAUGGAGACCUUGCAGUUGCACAGUGCAUUAGUACACUACUGCUGUUGAACUUUGUUGCACCAUCUCUUUGUAAUGUGACACCUGCCCCAUUCCAUGCACAAGUGGUUGUUCAUACAGUCGGCCAAAAAACUUUACUAUGAGAUAUGGGAUUUGUGAAAAAGCUGAAUUCUCAUGUAGCCCGGACACAGAGCUUUGACUUUCAAAAUUCAUUGUGUAGUAGCCUUCGCGCUUAUACAAUGAUGAAUUAAGUUAGAUGCCUCAGCAGAGUAGAAAUUCCCAUUUGUUAUAUAACCGGUCUCCUGUAAACUCUUAUGGCAGACCGUACUUCCCUUGGAGGUCUAGAAUUGGGAUUUUUCAUGAAGCUUAAUGUGACAAGCAACCAUGGUUAAGCUUAUCACACCUUGAGGUGCGAAAUUGUGCCUGUUAGUUGAAGUAACCUAUGUUUGAAGCAUGGUGUUAAAUAUGUAACGGGAGCUGGGCUUCUUGACCUCAUAGCUUCAAAUCAUUUUAGAUUCGUGCACAUAUAGUAUCUCAGCCAUUCAGGGGCUACAGAGGUGGUAGUGUCAUUUCCAGUCUUAGUAUGAGUGGACGUGGUAACAUUGUAGUCAACUGGUUCUGAAGAGCAAGCUUUUUGUUUUUUCUCCCAAAUACUUAGGCAGAAGCUCCUGUGCUUUUGCUUGCGAUCUUGGAGAUUUAAUAAACGUAAGUGCCUUGUGGCCUCCUUGGUUAACAGAAAAAUGAGAUGUUGAGAGGCAGGGUGUGUAAAAAGUGUAUUGUGAAUUGGAAGUUGAUUGAAUGAUCGAGAGCUAGUUAUAUUGAGAAGGUGCACAUAAAUUUGUUUGGUGGUUUUCUUAGAGAGUGGCACAUAUAUCAGCAAGAUUCAGCCUGUUAAGUUUAAGGCAGAAGUAUUUGCACGAAUCAAGUGCAAGUUUCAAUAGAUUCAAGUGCAGCUGUUAGGCACAGAGGUGCUUGUUUUAGAGUUAUAGUUAUACCGUGUAUACAGAGUUCUAAUCACUUAUUGUCAAUAAAAGCGCAGGAAUUUCUUUUUUCUAUUUGUCGACAAAGUUCUAAAAGGCUUGAGCGUUUUCAUAGCCUCCUCUAUAUUUACAAUGCCUGCCCAGUUCAGCAAUGCAUGGGAGCCAGUACAUACACCACUUUUGCCAGGCACUGCUGCUACUUCGUGCCUGUUCCUUAGUUUCCUCAUGCGAUGAAAGAAAGUUGACGUGACCCUAAUCAUGGCUCGCGAACUGUUACCAACUACUGGGAAAGUGGUGCCCCCUGAGCAACCCCUGGUUUUUUAGUCUCUGCACAGGCAUUAAAGAAAUACAGGAGACUAUGGCCUUUUGUUAAGGAACUUGUCACUAUUGUUCCUGAGGCGAUUAGAUUAUUUAAUUUACGAGGGAGUGUUCAGAUGACUACCUAUGCAUAUUUGUACAUAGAACUGGUUGGCAGCAGUAGUGGUUAGGUCGGUGCCCAUUUUUACAUUGCUCCUCCAUAUCGUUUUAAGAGGCCCUACACGGGAUCUGGUACCUUGCCUCAUUUUCAUGCUGUUGUGUUAAGAGUGAUGCCUUCGAGGUUGUUGCAAAUGGUCACAUGUUUUUUUUUUUUUUUUUUCCAAUGACAUCAUUUCUGUUUAAAUGAACAAAUAUACUUGUACCUUUCAUCAUGCCUUCUGUUCUCUCCCUUUUCUUUUUUUUAAUUGCAUGUUUUUAUGUUUCGAAAACCAUUAUGGAUAUAUUUUGACACAUGUACUACUUGAAAAAUGUGCUGUGAAUGUUUUUGAAAUGCUGUUUUGGGGAUCCCAGAAGUAGGUGUCACUGAGAGAGCCGGGUAUUUUUUUUUUUUUUUUUGUGUGUGUCUAUCUGUCUGUGUUUAUAGGCUGUACUGAAGCUGCCUUGCGAUAUUAUUAGUUGGGCGUAAUACAUUCCAGAGGUGCUGUAGGGCAGUGGGAAGUUGUCAACCUGUUGAGCAACAAGUGAGCCCUUCCGCGCUGUGCUUUUACUGUUAAUGUUGUGCCUCCGUGCUAUGUUUGUGUUCCGUUAUUUUUAAUAUCUCUCUCUCCGCCUCCAACUCAUUCCUUGAGGUUUGUUGUGCAAAGAAAGUGGGGAAGAGGUGUUUCCGAUACAUCGAGAUAUUGACCUCACGUAUACAUAAAUAUAUAUGUAUAUAUAUAUUCAGAUGCCUGUUUUAUAAACCAACCGUUACUACACUUGUCAUUUUUAAGAUGUUACAGCACGGUGCUGGCAGAAGAGCACAGCAUGUAGGCAUCAGAUUUUACUUGUACUUAUCAACAGUCCCUCUUUAAUUUUUUUCAUAGGACAGCUUGUCACAGCAUGGUGCAGGUUAAUCGGCAGCUUUGCCUGAGUGUGCUUUUUCACAUUUGGCUUUUGAAUUCAGUGCCUGGGUGCACACUAUAGCAUUGGUAGAAAAACUGCUGUGCUGAUAAGUGUGUUGUAUACAACCUAUUGCAAAAAAAGCUAAAGGCCAGUUAGUUGUUGGCAAUGGCUAGCCGGCAUUUACUUUUUGGCAAUAGGGCAUGCAACCUACGAGCAUUGUGUGCCGAUCUUCUACUAAGGCACAAGUGUUUUAAUGACUUAUAGAGCCUUGUGAAUAACUUUUGUUUUCUCUUGCAAGUUUUCACUGCUAAGGUUCGAGUUAGAAGAAAAGAUAUUCAAGAUGUACACUUCUUGUCUUGUUGCCAAUGAUUUCAACUACCGAUGCCUGAGAAAUGGAUUGUGCUCUCUCCUAUAAUUGUGUAUAUGGGCUUAUGAAACACUGAUCGAAGAGAGAGGCGUAUGUGCAUGACCUUGCUCUUUUAAGCACUUGAAUAUUCAAUGACCUGUAAAUACUUAUUCCUCAUGUACAUUAAAGCUAUCUUUCCUACAAAGAAUUUUCUGCUGUUUGUAUUAAGUAGCAGUAAAAAUAAAUAAAUCGACUUCUACCAAUGAU
Molecule: messenger RNA, 13125 nt
Organism: Dermacentor silvarum
Lineage: Eukaryota; Metazoa; Arthropoda; Arachnida; Ixodida; Ixodidae
Gene: mbt
Product: serine/threonine-protein kinase PAK mbt
Exons: 13
Coding region: 130-2922 (930 amino acids)
Biological process (GO): protein phosphorylation; regulation of MAPK cascade; intracellular signal transduction
Cellular component (GO): cytoplasm
Molecular function (GO): protein serine/threonine kinase activity; ATP binding
Source: RefSeq, a predicted model, not a curated record